Molecule: messenger RNA, 723 nt
Organism: Pomacea canaliculata
Lineage: Eukaryota; Metazoa; Mollusca; Gastropoda; Architaenioglossa; Ampullariidae
Product: 60S ribosomal protein L15-like
Exons: 4
Coding region: 73-687 (204 amino acids)
Biological process (GO): cytoplasmic translation
Cellular component (GO): ribosome; cytosolic large ribosomal subunit
Molecular function (GO): RNA binding; structural constituent of ribosome
Source: RefSeq, a predicted model, not a curated record
AUAAAGCAAUCAGCCCAGACCGGAAGCCCGCUUACUACUUCCUUUUUCAUCUUUGUUGCAGGGCAAGACAUCAUGGGAGCCUACAAAUACAUGCAAGAACUCUGGCGCAAAAAGCAGAGCGAUGUGAUGCGCUUUCUGCUGCGCGUCCGUUGCUGGCAAUACCGUCAGCUGAGUGCUGUGCACCGUGCCCCUCGCCCAACUCGACCAGACAAGGCACGCCGACUUGGUUACAGAGCAAAACAAGGAUAUGUCAUCUACAGAGUGCGUGUUCGCCGUGGUGGCCGUAAACGUCCAGUGCCCAAAGGUUGCACUUAUGGUAAACCUGUAACCCAUGGUGUCAACCAGCUGAAAUUUGCACGCUCACUUCGAAGUGUUGCAGAGGAACGAGUCGGUCGUCGUUGUGGGGGUCUCCGAGUUCUAAAUUCAUAUUGGGUUUGUGAAGAUUCAACCUACAAGUUUUUUGAGGUAAUUCUUGUUGACCCCUUCCACAAGACCAUCCGCCGUGAUCCUCAAGCUAACUGGAUAUGCAAGCCAGUACACAAGCACCGUGAGAUGCGUGGCCUUACAUCGGCUGGGAAAUCUUCACGUGGUCUCGGCAAGGGUCACUUGUUCAACAAGACCAAGGGUGGCUCUCGGCGCGCCUACUGGAAGAAGCAAAAUUCCCUCAGUCUGCGUCGCAAACGUUAAUCUUUAUUUUAAUAAAAUACUGUUGGGCAAUUGGAA